AUGCAUCUCAACGAGGUUGCUCCGGCGCCCGUGCAAGCAGAGUCGGCCCUGUUGACCCGCAGGCGUCGACGCAAAUCACUGCCUCUGCGCGGUCAUGGUGCAAACUCAACUGAUCCAACGUCGCCGGAGGUGAUCUCAUCCCUCAUCUCGUCCCUGUCGACCAUCUCAGUGCCCCUGAACUCACACUUUGACAACGUACCGCGAAUCGACUCCGAUUCUGAUCCGGGCUUACCGGAAGUCCCGCACACUGCGCCCGUGUACUCCAGUCCCCCUUCGGAGCAGCAUGGCUUUGGCAUGAGCUACGGUGCCUACAAGACGGCUGAGGAGCCCCCAAACAGCCCCUUCUUACAUCCUGAUGAUGCUGCCCUGUCGCCCGUCAUUCGCAUGGCCAGGGCGCCUCCUUCCCCCAAGUCACCUAAAUCCCCUCGAUCACCCCGGUCUCCGAAAUUCAAACCCUUCAAAACUGCCGAUUCCUCCCAAGCUCGCCCGGUAUCGAGGGAAUCUCAUACGUCCCUCAAGGCAGCAGAGGAUUCGGUGUUUGGGACCAUCAGUACGGAACCUGGUCCGCGAGUCUCUACAGCUGUCAGCAUUGCUUCCAACAGCUCUGCUGGGCGGAAGAGUCUCAAGGGCCAGUUUGGCCUUUUGAAGAAACCUUCGCGGGAGUUUAUUGGGGACAAGGAAUCGCACGCGGACCGGCUGCGCAAGACGAGCAGCCACAACGACAGUUUGCGACACAACCCUCCACGUAGCCGGGCGAGCCUGCGUUCGAUGCAUUCCAUGGCAGAUGUGGCCGAGGAGGGUCGUCCGAAUGGUGUCAUGGAAAAGACGCAGGAAAAGAUGGUCGCCAGUACACCUCCACCCCCGGAGCGCCAAUCCGUCCAAAGCACCCCGGAUACCAGCCAUAACCCGGGAGGGAUUGGGAGCGGCAGGAUUAUCCCGACGCGCGACUCGUCCAUGCGGAAUCAGCAUAGCCAGUCCCCCGGCUCUAAAAACCGGAAAUCCGCUCGCCACAGUCGAUAUUCGUCCACCGCCAGCAAGGAGACCGGCACGGAAAAUGGUUUGCCUGGUUCGGGGAAUGACGCGGAGCAGGUGACACGGAGAAUCCAGGAAUUGAAGGAUCAACAACAGAAGAUCAAAACCGAGCUGGAGGCAGACAACAGUCCUGGGAAGUCCGCCAAAGCGACACCCGCGAAACAGGCGAAAUCCUCCCGCCGUCCUAGUCAGCUCGAUUACGGCCGUGCAACCCAAAAUGGGUCCAAGGAAGAGAAGUCGGGUCUUAAUGACAGUGCUCCGUCGCCCUCGGUCAUGACGGGGAAGAGCCGAUCCGGGAGUCGGCCCGGGGCCCCUCUGGCAUCCAAGCCGACCAAUUUCCCUCCUCAGGCGUCAAAAGCGUCACUCGAGAAACUCGAGCAUAAUAAACCUCGGUACCGGCGCUCAUUGGAACCAGCAACACCCACCAAGCUUCAUCGGCGUUCACCGUCCGGUACAUUGUCGCUUGGCCGUCCCUCUUUGAGUAAUGAACGACCCUCGAGUGCGGACUCUAUUGAUCUCGCCGUGGAUGAUUAUAUCUACUCCCCGAAACUGACCCAAAGGGUGGCUCAUCCAACGACUGGCCGUACCAUUGCAUUUUCCGAAGUCGGAGACCCCAAGGGCCAUGUCGUGUUGUGCUGUCUUGGCAUGGGCCUCACCCGAUACCUGAUGGCGUUCUAUGAUGAGCUGGCCCGGACCCUUAAUCUACGACUGGUGACUCUGGAUCGUCCUGGUGUUGGCGAGAGUGGACCACAUCAAGUGGACGAGCCGAGCACCCCUCUCAGCUGGCCAGAUGACGUUGCAAUUGUAUGCAACUACCUCCGAGUGACCAAAUUCUCGAUCCUGGCCCACUCCGCGGGUGCAAUCUACGCUCUUGCCACGGCUCUUCGGAUCCCACAACACAUCCGAGGCCGCAUUCAUCUCUUGGCUCCAUGGAUUCCUCCCUCUCAGCUCUCCAGUAUUGGCUCGCAGAAAGAUCCUGCGCCAAACAACGCAGUGCCAUACUCGCAGAGGAUUCUCCGUGCCCUUCCGACAUCUAUCCUCAAAGUCGCCAAUUCCAGUUUUAUGAGUGCCACCAGCGCGAGUCUUACCACCAGUCUCCCUAAAUCCCCGCGACGAAGCAAGCGCAAGGCCGCUGCCAAGGAAUCCCAGAAUGCAGAUGCCCGACUUGCCGCAUCAGAAGAACCUCUGGAUGAUGACACUGCUUCGUUGCAGUCCAAGUCUGAUUUCCCUGUAUCCGGAACGAGCAAGUCAUCUGUUGUCCCAAAAGCUUCAUACAGGAGGAGUGACACAACCCUCGGAUCUCGUGCCAAGUCCCCGGAGGACGAGCGCGAACGUCAGCGGGACUACGACACCCGCCUCACACACAAGAUCUGGGAGCUGGCCACCGCGAACGCGAAUCCAGCAGUGGAUCUCUUGAUCUGCCUGGAACGUCGCCAGACAAUUGGCUUCCGCUACGUUGAUAUCACACGGUCUGUGGUGAUUCACCAUGGCAGCAAAGACACUCGCGUGCCAGUGGACAAUGUCCAGUGGCUGGGGAAGACGAUGCGGCGCUGCGAAGUACGGGUCCUCGAAGGAGAAGGCCACGGACUCAUGGCAUCUGCCGGAGUCAUGGGCAGUGUCUUGACUGAGAUUGCCAAGGAAUGGGAAGACUGGACAAUCAUUGUCCAAGGCAAGCGCCGGGCGACUACCCACGCUACGCGACCCGGGCUUUCAGUCCACACUUGA
Messenger RNA from Penicillium alfredii, 2757 nucleotides. Its product is annotated as alpha/beta fold hydrolase. Lineage: Eukaryota; Fungi; Ascomycota; Eurotiomycetes; Eurotiales; Aspergillaceae. The transcript has 2 exons. The coding region runs from base 1 to 2757 and encodes 918 amino acids. The record is from RefSeq and is a predicted model, not a curated record.